GGCCCGUAACUCGUCUGACAUCAUUCUAUAAAUAGAAACACCCAAAAUUUAGUCUUUUUCUGUGGGAGUUUUGGAGACGUUUUAGAGUUAAUGAGGUUUGGACAUAAAGAGCAAUGCCAUUUUUGUAGUAAAGAACCAAUGAAAGUUGAUAAUGAGUGGUAGUAAAGUGGAUGUGAAGGUUGUUUUAUUGGGGAAAUCGUACGCUGGUAAAACAUGUUUAGUAGAGAGGUAUAUACAUGAACGUUAUACUGGAGAUACAGUCCCUUAUCAUAAUACAAUAGGUGCAGCUUUUGGUGCUAAGAAAGUCACAGUAAAUGGAAAGUCAGUAGUGCUUGGUAUUUGGGAUACAGCUGGUAGUGAGAGGUAUGAAUCAAUGAGUAGAAUUUAUUAUAGAAAUGCCAAGGCUGCAGUGUUAUGUUUUGAUCUAACAGAUAAAUCUAGUUUUGACAGAGUUCGAUUCUGGAUUGGUGAACUACAGGAUCAUGAAGAGAAUUGUAAAAUAUAUUUAUGUGGUACAAAGAAAGACAUCGUUGAUGAUGAUUCUUCCCAUCGUUCUGUAAAUGAAAGAGAGGCUCAAGCAUUAGCAACAGAUGUAAUGGCAGAAUUAUACGAAACAUCCAGUAAAACUGGGGAAAAUAUACGUGAAUUAUUUACAAAAGUAGCUCAAGAUUAUUUAGAGAAUUUAAAACCAGAAGAAAAAGCAGAUUCAUUUAAUUUAGAAGAGAAGAAAGGGAAAUUCCCAUGUGCUUGUAAAGAAUCUUAAUGUACAUGUAGGCCUAUUGUUUUUUUUUUUUGCUUUUUUUGGAUUACAACAUGGCUUUUGAUUAUAUUAUUAAUCUACAGAUAAUUGUCAUUUCUUUCUUUAAUGGUUACAAAUGUUUGCUUGUUAUGCUGGCCAUUAAGGAAUUCUUUCACAAAAAUACGGCUUUGUAUAAUGUGUAUUGAUUAACGAUAGCUUCUUGAAUAUGUCCAAGUAUGUGUUUAUAUUUUAAGGAAUUGUAACAAUGGCUAUUAGCAAAUCUGCUGAUCUACCAGUUUGAAAUCAUGUGAUAUCACAAAUUCUUAUAU
Molecule: messenger RNA, 1068 nt
Organism: Lottia gigantea (owl limpet)
Lineage: Eukaryota; Metazoa; Mollusca; Gastropoda; Lottiidae
Exons: 8
Coding region: 152-763 (203 amino acids)
Molecular function (GO): GTP binding; GTPase activity
Source: RefSeq, a predicted model, not a curated record